This is a messenger RNA of Pomacea canaliculata, 1492 nucleotides long. RefSeq names its product protein Churchill-like. The record is from RefSeq and is a predicted model, not a curated record. Gene Ontology annotation, molecular function: zinc ion binding. Gene Ontology annotation, biological process: multicellular organism development; fibroblast growth factor receptor signaling pathway; positive regulation of DNA-templated transcription. The transcript has 4 exons. Lineage: Eukaryota; Metazoa; Mollusca; Gastropoda; Architaenioglossa; Ampullariidae. The coding region runs from base 118 to 447 and encodes 109 amino acids.
UUAGGGGAGAUCACUCUGUGAUAAAAGCAGUGAAAGCAUUUUUAGUCGGACGAAAGUUACAGUUGUUAACAACGGGUGGAUGUAACCGUCCACAUACAGUUUAGAUGAGCAAACGAAAUGUGCUUAGAGUGCGUUAAAGAAGAAUUUCCAGAAAGGGAAACAACAUGUCUUGAAAGUGGUUCAUACCUGCUGAACUAUGCUGGGUGUCAAAACUGUAGUGCCAAAGAUUUGCAGAUCAUGAAUAGGAUUUGUACAGAAGAGGAUGAGGAGGAACUGAUCACAUACCAGCAUGUGUGCAGCCAAUGUAAUCAUGUUGUAGCCAAUCAUGAAUAUACAUUCAAAGUUGAAGGAGAAUAUCAGGAGUACGAAAUGUCCUGCAUGUUGUGUGGCAAUGGUGAAGACUCAAGGAGCAUUAUGCCCUAUGAUCCUCGAGGUCCAAAAACAUAAGAGUUGACAGAUCAAAUUUGCACAAGUCAUACAUAAUGUCCACCUAAUGACACAUGGAAUAGAUAUAUAUUGAAAUGAACUGCUUUUAUAUCAUGAUAGAAAGUUCUUACUAAUGAUGAUGAAUAGUAUUGAUUGGAUUUAGUUACCUUUCAGGUCCACAUUUAAAACAUUUUACACAUUUAGACAUUUAGUUGUGGAAUGUAUGGAAUUUAACUUCUUUGUGCCAGAAAUUAAACUUUACGUUUGAAGCUGUUAUAAAAAUAAUAAUGCAUGUUCUUUAUUGAAUAUAUGAGAAUACAAAGAGGCUGCUGUUUUGUAGUACAUAACUUUAUUUUGUAAAUUAAUUUAUCAUUCAUAAGACUGGGAAACCAUGGGUUGUGUUAAUGAUUGAGAUAUUUAGAAAUAUCAUGCCAAUAAAAUACAGUGUUGAAAGCAAAUAACUAUUGAUGGCUGAAUGUAUUAAAAUUAAAGAGUCAUCAUUCUAAUCGUCAUGAAAUGUGGGAUUUUAAUUUGCAGUGAUUAAUUAAAAGUAUUUAAUCUUCUAGCCUUUACUAUUCACAGCUGAAAGUUUUUUCCUCAUAUGACAAGAAGGUAUGUUUUUAAACUGACAAGUUUGAAUAUUUAAAGUGUUAAGGUGCCAGGUUUUAAAACCAACAAGGAGUUAAUAAAUUGAAUUAUCAGUAGCUCUUUGUUUUGGAAAUACUUCAUUACUGAUGUUUUUAUGUUAUGUGUUAUGAAGAUGGUGGAUUUUUAAUAAUAGUUUGUAUCAGUACAUCUGGUGACAUACUAAAAACUCAUGUACAAAUCAGACUAUUGAUCAUCUACUAGGUAAGGACUUAUGCCCUUUUAAAAAAUGUUUACAUUUCAUAUUUAAUGAAUAUUGUGCAAGUUGUUAGAUAUUUGUUUUGAAGUUUUCAGGUUUUUUUAUUUUUAGUGAACAGCUGUCUUGAAUAAUCAAUCUUAUUAUCUACAUCUUGAUCCAUAGGGUACAAAAUAAAAUUAAACUGAAAUAAUGUUUCACGUAAUAAAAUAAUGGUUUACAGGA